This is a messenger RNA of Panicum hallii, 2390 nucleotides long. Its product is annotated as pentatricopeptide repeat-containing protein At3g62890-like. Gene Ontology annotation, molecular function: zinc ion binding; RNA binding; protein binding. Gene Ontology annotation, biological process: RNA modification. Bases 405 to 2207 code for a protein of 600 amino acids. The transcript has a single exon. The record is from RefSeq and is a predicted model, not a curated record. NCBI's taxonomy places the organism in Eukaryota, Viridiplantae, Streptophyta, Magnoliopsida, Poales, Poaceae.
CCUCUUCGACGAUCUCGUCCAUUUGCGCCGGCGGCGGGCCGAGGGAUUGGUAGGGGGAACUGAAGUGAAUCCAGAGUUGCGGGUCGGGGCCUCGGGGGAGAACCGAUGACGUGGCGUGCCUGCUUCUCUGGUCCGGUUGGACCCACCUGACGGGAGGCUCUGCCAGGUGGGGCCCUGAGCCAGUACUGCAGCUUUCUCGCGCGUGUGUGCAAACUGAAUAAAAAAAGAGUAAAGAUGACGCUAGCUGGCGGCUGCGUAACAUGGACCGUCCGAUCCCCAACGAUGGGCGGCGGAUCAACCUUUACCUGCCUUGUAACGACUGACGAGAGCACUCGCGCAGAAUUAUCACAGGCCGCCACGGCCUUAUCACCGGUGGCCGCUCCGCUCCCUCCAAAGCUCCGGCCAUGUCCGCCCCCGCCCCGACCCCGACCCCCAUCCCGCUGACCACCGCCGCCGAGCUGCGGCAGCACCACUCGCAGCUGGUCCGCCUGGGCCUCGCCUCCCACCCCGCCCACGCGCGCCGCCUCCUCUCCUUCCUCGCCCGCGACCCCGACUCCCACUUCCCCUACGCGGCCCGGCUCCUGGCGCACCACCCGGACCCGCACCCGGCGCUCUUCAACCCGCUCUUCCCCGCGCUCCCGCCGCGCCACGCCGCGCGGCUCCUGGCCCUCAUGCUCUCCCUGCCCCUCGCCCCCGACCACUUCACCUUCCCGCGCCUCCUCCCCGGCGCCCACCCGCUCCACCUCGUCGCCCAGCUCCACGCGCUGCUCCUCAAGCUCGGCUUCCACGCCCACACGCAGUCGCUCAACGCGCUGCUCGCCGCGUACCUCGCCAACGCGCGGCCCAACCUCGCGUCCCGCGUCUUCCGCGGGGGCGGCGCCCUCGACGUCGUGUCGUGGACCACCAUGGUCGGCGGGCUCUGCAAGCUGGGGCUGGUCGACGCCGCGCGGGAGGUGUUCGACGGGAUGCCGGAGCGGAACCUGGUGUCGUGGAACGCGAUGAUGUCCGGGUACGUGAAGGCCGGGCGGUUCCUGGACGCGCUGGAGGUGUUCGACGAGAUGCGGGCGCGCGGGGUGGAGGGGAACGGGUUCGUCGCGGCGACGGCGGCGGUGGCGUGCACGGGCGCCGGCGCGCUGGCGCGCGGGAGGGAGGUGCACCGCUGGGUGGAGCGGACCGGGGUCGUGAUGGACGAGAGGCUGGCGACCGCCGUGGUCGACAUGUACUGCAAGUGCGGCUGCGUCGAGGAGGCGCGGCGCGUGUUCGAGGCCCUGCCGGCCAAGGGGCUCACGUCGUGGAACUGCAUGAUCGGCGGGUUCGCGGUGCACGGGCGGGGCGAGGACGCCGUCGAGCUGCUCGGCCGGAUGGAGAGGGAGGGCGUGGCGCCGGACGACGUCACGCUGGUGAACGUGCUCACGGCCUGCGCGCACGCGGGGAUGGUCGGCGAGGGCCGCCGCUGCUUCGACCACAUUGUUCGGAGAUACGGCAUCGAGCCCAAGAUGGAGCACUACGGCUGCAUGGUCGACUUGUAUGGAAGAGCAGGGCAGCUGGGCGAAGCCAAGAAGGUGAUCGACGACAUGCCCAUGGAGCCGGACGUCGGCGUCCUCGGCGCGCUCUUCGGUGCGUGCAGGAUCCACGGCGACGUGGAUCUGGGCGAAGCCAUCGGGUGGCGCGUCAUCGAGCUGGAUCCCCAAAACAGCGGCCGCUACGUGCUGCUGGCGAACCUCCUCGCCACUGCCGGCCGGUGGGAGGACGUGGCCAGGGUCCGGCGGCUGAUGGACGAGCGGAACGUGAGCAAGGAAGCCGGGCGGUCCGUGAUCGAGGUCGACGGCGAGGUCUGCGAGUUCCAGUGCGGGAGCCUGUGCCAUCCCCAGGCGGAGGAGGUGUACGCCAUGGCCAGGGACAUGAUGAUGAGGAUCGGGGCAGAGGGAUACGUGCCUGACACGAGGGACGUGCUGCACGACAUUGCAGAGGAGGAGAAGGAGACGCCGCUGCUCUACCACAGCGAGAAGCUGGCUAUCGCCUUCGGGCUGCUGCGCACGAGGCCCCGCGACACGAUGCGGAUCACGAAGAAUUUGAGAGUCUGCAGGGACUGCCACGAGGCGACCAAGUUCGUGUCUCGCGUCUUUGAGCGCGAGAUCGUGGUCAGGGACAGGAACCGGUUCCAUCAUUUCAAGGAUGGGAAGUGCUCGUGUAAAGAUUAUUGGUAGAAUCCAUUAAGAAAUUUACGUUAUUCUCAAAGAUGGAGCUUAGCCUUUUUAUCUUAGUUUUGUUUCAUCCAUCUGGUUUAAGAGCAUGCCAUAUACGGUAAUUAGUGUUGCAAUUAUAAACAAGUCUACGAGAAUAAGAUAUGACCUGCUUACUGGCUUGGUUUCGAUAAAUUUGGAAACAUC